Molecule: messenger RNA, 1431 nt
Organism: Staurois parvus
Lineage: Eukaryota; Metazoa; Chordata; Amphibia; Anura; Ranidae
Source: the annotation of a GenBank genome assembly
GAAACAAGAGAGAAGAGGCGGCACUCGUAUCUUCACCAGGCACAAGCCAGCAGGCAGCAGUCUUUGAACUCCAGGAAUGGAACAGUUCUCAGAUUUCCAGUGAAACAGAUGUCUCCCUCAAGGAAGAGCACUGGAAUUCCUAGAAAACGGCAGGACAGUAAACCAUCUACAAACCCGAACAAAACCUCUGAAGAUCAUGAAAGCCACCUGACUCAUCAAAUAGAUGGUCUGGUCCUUAGUGAGAAAGAUAGUUCAGAAUCUAGCUCAUGUAACACCGGUCAAGAGUCUCACAACCCUCAAACUUCACCCCAGCUUAUUGUCAACCAGAAAUUUGUAAGCAAACAUGAUGAGACAGCUUGGAUUGAUGGUUUUUCCAUAGUAGAAACACAAAAUAUAGAUCCAAUAGAACUGCUGACCUUUCAAACUAUAUCUACCAGGAAGGAAGAACAAAUUUUGGAUAUUGGCAAUAAAGAUGUCAAAGAAGAAUUCGAUAUUGGAACCAAAAAAGGAGUAAUCCAAGGACAGCUGUUAGAAGAAGAAACAGAGUCUUAUUCAGAGCUACACCUUGGUAGUAAGGAGAACCAUGAAACUGAAGGACUUCAGCCUAAAGUAGCAUCUGACGUCCUUAUCCAGUCUGAAGCAGAUACUUUAAAUAACCCACAAGGAGAUGUAAGCACCAAAACACAGAGUCAAGAAGAUGCCACAUCAAGUCAUGAACACUUGAAGAAAAGUCCCAGGGUCAAAACAAAAAGUAAAAAUGUCACAUUAGGUCACAAUCAACUGAAAGUAAGUCCUAGAGCUAUUGAUUCAGACACUACAGAUGAGAGGUGUGUGUCAUUACCAGCAAAACAGGACCCAAUAACACUAAAAACCACCAUGGACUUCAGCCAAACCUCAAGCCCAGCCGAGGAAAACAUAGCAGACACAGGAGCAUCUAGCAGCGAAGGGGACACCAAGUCACAGAUUUCUUCAUGGAGGAAUGAUGUCAUAAGGAGGAGUCAGGGAGUACUGGUACUGACAAGAAAUACAGAUGAAAAUGCCAUCUUCAUCCCUAAACUUAAAUUUGAGUUUACUCCUGACAACAGCAUAGACUGGACUACAUUACCUCAGCUGCUAACAAACAAACACAGCAAUCACGUCAAAGAGAAAGACCCCAGUAUUACAAUGCCAUGCACCCCUAGAGGACCGUCAUUUAGCAAAAGUAUCCUGAAGAAGUCCUCUGCUUCUCAAGGAUUUAUUCCAACUGCAAGGAGCAACUCUGAAUCUAUUCCAGGAUCGUUUGGAGCAGAAAAUUCUGCACAAGACAGUGUCCCUCCCCUCCAUGGGAUAGUGGACCUGUCCAUUUCAUUUCAAGGUAAAUAUGAGGGAGAUGAAAUACCAAAAGACAUUCCCAAAUUAUUACUGAUGGAGGAAGAUAGCGAUGAGGAUUAG